AUGAUCCCUUUUGGCUUGCGAAAUCGCCGUCGUCGCGUGCUGACCCGCCGCAAUCUCGUGGUCGCAACGUCGCUGAUCACACUGGCUAUUUUGCUGCUCAACAAUGUCGAUCUCUACCGGUUUCGGGUGAUACAUCACGAGGUUCACGACACGCAACCUAUAACCCAGAUCGAUCAAACAGCACGUGCUUUAAUGAAGUGGGAGAUUACCUCAGAGGCUUUUCGGAACAAAAAUUUGAAUGGUCUUAUGGUGCCUGGAGACGAUGAUUUGAGUCUUUCCUCGUUCGAAACAGAAUUGCUCAAUAAGGCGCAUCAGGUGGGCGGAAACAGUUGGUUGUUAAACACUCUACCGCACGACAACGUUGCGGUUUGGAAACCCAAAGAGUUCGAAGUUUUGCCCAGGUUUGAGCAUUCCUUCGACAGAUUGUUCUGGAAUGAGCACAGCCCAGAGUCUCUCCAGAAUACGGAGCAUAUUUUGUCGUAUGACCCCCGCUUCACAUUGAGUCUUUAUCUCAACUAUAUCCGGAAGGAGUUCCUUAUGAAGAACCCUAAGAAUGAGCGGAAUCCAAAGGCAGACUCAACCAUCAGAGUGCCGUUUUCGUGGACGGAUUGGACCGACUUCACGUACCUGAACCCGUUUAUAACGCGACCACCUGAGUCGAAGGUCUCGUGCGAGGAGCUCAUUUCCAGAGCCAACGGGAAUGAGGCCGAGGGGUUUUGUACCAAUGCUGCAGACAUCACUUCGGAGAUGCUCUCCAAGUGGAAACUGCCAUCAGUGGAUGCGCUUCCGGGAUUUGCGGUCACUAAGUACAUAAGCACAAGAACCAAUCCGGAGGAUAUGCUGCUUGUCUCGAAGACCUAUCUCCUGACUAGUGUUCCUCCUCCAGCGAGGAUCAUGUUCCAGGCAAAGGGUGGUUCCUACCAGGUGUUAGUAGAUGGAACGCAAAAGGCGAUAGAAUCCGAACUCAUGGAUUCGUAUUUGUUUGAGCAUGGGCUCACCAAAGAGAGCGACAAAAUUCCCCUGAAUGCAAUGGAAGAGUUUGACAAGCUCAUCAGUGAGAUUCCGCCUCGGUAUGCUGCCCAGCCACAAUUGGCCCAAAUUCUCAAUCCCGAGACCCAGAACCGGCUGCAUCUUAUUCCCGAGAUGUUUGAAUUUGGAACCGCAAAGGUGGAGAAGAUUCUGGCAGAAUGCGAGGCAAAGGUUGAGGCUCACGAGAUUGAAUUUGACAACUGGCAAAACGGCUUGGUGACAGAAGACGAUUAUUAUUCUCGUUUCUUCAUGCCUGAGAACGAAGUUUCGUACUGCAAGAACCUGCGUGUUUCCUAUGAUCUGGCAGACCAAGAUCUGGGCAAAUUCUUUUUCGAGGCCCAGCUGACAAUGCCUCUUCCAAACUCGGAUAACGGUCACCAUUACGAUUUCCGGUUCUAUGCGGGCGGAUUUUCGCAGAAAUUGCACGAGUCCUUCAACGAGGAGCAAUUGACUCAGCGGAAACGUAUUGUUCUACAAAGACUGAUCCGUAACUGGCUCUCGUUCACGUACGACCAGGGCAUUGUUCAAUGGAUAGCACAUGGCUCGUUGCUUGCGUGGUACUGGGACGGAAUGACGUUCCCCUGGGAUAUGGAUACAGAUGUUCAGAUGCCCGUCACGGAAUUAGACAGAUUCGGCAAGCUGUACAACCAGACACUGGUAGUGGAAGAUCCACGUGAAGGAUACGGAAAGUUCUUCAUCGACUGUGGAACUUUCUCAACACACCGUGUGAAGGGAAAUGGAAACAACAAUAUCGAUGCCAGAUUCAUCGAUGUGGAUUCCGGAACCUUCAUAGACAUCACCGGUUUGGCCAUCACCAACACCAAGAUGCCGGUUAGGUACCAUGACUAUGCCAACAGAUGGAAACAGGCGUAUGGCGAAGAGUCGACUAUCCCCGUUUUCAACUGUAGAAACAACCAUUUCUACUCGUUUGACGAGAUAUCGCCCAUGAGACUCACCAUGAUGGAAGGUGUCCCCACCGCCAUACCCAAUAAGAUCAAGGACAUGCUAAUUGUCGAGUAUAAAAAGGGUCUUGCCAGGUCUGAAUGUGAACAUUUCAACUUUGUGGAGAAGUUAGGACUUUGGAUCCAUGAGGACAAGAUCAAAAAGAUUCUUCCACACACAGCGUAUGAAGAGGAAGACGGAAAGUUCUCCAUCGACAGAUUUGCCUCAUGGGUAAAUGAGCUUUCUGAUGAGCAGGUCAUACAGUUGCUGGACUAUCCUGAAAUCAGCACGGACUAUUUGAAGACCCAUAAGCUCUCCAGAUUCCACAGGCAGGAGAUGAAAGCGAUUUCCAGUACACACAAACAGACUGACGCGCUUUUUGGCCAUAUCAAGAUGUAUGAGCCUUUGAGAAUGACCCUGUUUGAUUGGCUGAAUGAGAGACAGUGA
Molecule: messenger RNA, 2418 nt
Organism: Kuraishia capsulata CBS 1993
Lineage: Eukaryota; Fungi; Ascomycota; Pichiomycetes; Pichiales; Pichiaceae
Exons: 1
Coding region: 1-2418 (805 amino acids)
Source: RefSeq, a predicted model, not a curated record